Molecule: messenger RNA, 1625 nt
Organism: Molossus molossus (Pallas's mastiff bat)
Lineage: Eukaryota; Metazoa; Chordata; Mammalia; Chiroptera; Molossidae
Gene: SYNGR2
Product: synaptogyrin 2
Exons: 4
Coding region: 651-1307 (218 amino acids)
Cellular component (GO): synaptic vesicle membrane; neuromuscular junction
Source: RefSeq, a predicted model, not a curated record
UGGGCCCGGCCCACAGGGAGCCAGACGUCCACUCUGGUCCUGCAUCUGCUGACUUAGGGCGGAGAUGGUGGUGGCCUUGAAGGCUGGGGAGGAGACCAGGUGACAGGAGGCUGUUCGCAAGGGCCUAGGCCAGUCCCGGAGUUCUGGCUGGUCACCUUGCAGCCCCCCAGGGCUCUGAGUGGAGCUGUGUCCACAGGCCUGCUGGUCAGACCGGCCUGGAAUGGAGCACCCUGUGUGAUCAGGAUUCACUAGGCUGGGAGGCCGACAGGGGUUUUCUCCGAGGGGAGGAGCCACGCGCCAAAGAAGCAGGAAGUCCUUGUAGAGAGAGCUGGGCUAGCUCUGAAGGCUAGCCUGGAGCAGGGAGGGGGGAGUCUUCCUGCUCACUGUGCCCCCCCAUGGCUUUUCUGAGCGGUGGGGGUCUCCCAGCACUGGGGCAUUCAGGCAGAGGCUGGGCACCGUGCCUGUGACUCAGGCCGGUGAUCAGGGGCUGAGACUCCAAGCCUGAGUUUCUAUGAUUUGAUGGCCCCUCGUGUUUAAAACUCAUUGGAAGUGGGGACGGGCAGAUCACCUUGAUCCCUAUCACAGCACAGCCACGAAGAGGGCUCCGUGCAGGCAGCUGGGACGGCGCUCGCCCCUCCCAGGAGAUCCCCAUGUCUCCUCACGCCAGCCCAGGAAUCCCCAGCCAUGUGCCUUGCGGGGCAGUUGUGAUCUGGUCCCUGGAGAAGGCAGAAGUCUUCGCCUUGAUAGUGUUCUCGUGCAUCUUCGGCGAGGGCUACAGCAACACACACCACUCCAAUCAGAGGUACUGCGUGUUCAACCGCAACGAAGACGCCUGCCGCUACGGCAGCGCCAUCGGGGUGCUGGCCUUCCUGGCCUGCGCCUUCUUCCUCGUGGUCGACGUCUAUUUCCCCCAGAUGAGCAACGCCGUUGACCGCAAGUACCUGGUCAUCAGUGACCUGCUGUUCUCAGCCCUCUGGACCUUCCUGUGGUUCGUUGGUUUCUGCUUCCUUACCAACCAGUGGGCGGCCACCCCGCUGGGAGACGUGCUGGUGGGAGCGGACUCGGCCCGCGCAGCCAUCACCUUCAGCUUCUUUUCCAUCUUCUCCUGGGGCCUGCUGGCCUUCCUGGCCUACCAGCGCUACAAGGCUGGGGUGGACGACUUCAUCCAGAACUACGUGGACCCCACCCCAGACCCCAGCACGGCCUACGCCUCCUACCCAGGCCCAGCUGUGGACAACUACCAGCAGCCACCUUUCACCCAGAAUGCUGAGGCCACCGAGGGUUACCAGCCGCCCCCUGUGUACUGAGCUGCACCGGGAUGGUAAAGGGCGCAGGGAGGGUGCCUGGGGGGCACCCUCGGUCCUGGACUCCUCCCACAAGGCUUGCCUCCUGGAGCUGCUGGCCCCUCGGGUCCCACAGGGCCUGUCAGGGCCCGUGCCCAGGCUCGAGAGCCUCUGCCGUCCCUGCCCGUGCCCAAGGGCUUCCCCCACCCCUCCUCAAGGGCAUUUUUUAGAAAAGGGUUUUUAGCCCCACGUUUGUUGUUGCUUUUCAUGGUCCCCAACCCCGCUGGUAGCUAGAAGUGCCUUCGUUUCCCCAAGCCCGUAAGGAGCUGGGCCCAGGUCCAG